This is a messenger RNA of Rotaria sordida, 2559 nucleotides long. The record is from the annotation of a GenBank genome assembly. Lineage: Eukaryota; Metazoa; Rotifera; Eurotatoria; Philodinida; Philodinidae.
AUGAUGUUUGGAAAUGUUGUUCCAUUGACAACAGUCAAUGCUGCACAAGUAUUACCUGGUACUGUUCUACAAACUGGAAAUAUUUUACCAACAACUACAGUUGGAAAUAAUGAUGUAGUUAUUAUACAAGAUACAACAAAUCAAGCUGAAUUAAUAAAUCAAUUACAAAAUCAUAUUAAUGAAAAUCAACAAAUUCUGAUAAUUACAGAUGAUCAAGGACAAGAUCAAUAUAUUAUCAUUGAUAAAGAUCAAGAUAUUAAUGCACUUUUACAAGAUGGUUCUCUAUUUAAUCAUUAUACAGAACAACAACAAUUCGCUCAAAUAUCUACUGGUUUACAACAACAAAUUUUACAAAUAGCAUCAAUGCCAACAAUUCAAACAGCACAUACUUCAUCUGUUGUAUCAACACCUGUACCAAUACAACCAAAACCAACACCAAAACCAAUAGCACCUGCUACAAUGAAUCCAUCACUUAUACCACAUAAACAAUCAUUUCAAAGCAAAGUUAAUGCAAAUGCAUUUCAUAUUCAAAAUGUUGAAGAAUCAAUUCAACGUGUUACAGCUCCACCACCAAAACGAAAACCAAUUGAAAUUCGUUAUGAUCCAAAAGAUAAUUCUUUUCAUAAUGCAUUUUUAAAAUUUCUUGCCGGAGAAAAACCACCAUCAUUAGAAGCUAUAGCUAAUGAACCAAUUAUACGUAAACCAAAAGAUAAUAUUUAUAUUGGUGCUGUUAAUGCUGGUAUUAUUCUUAAUUCACUUGCACAACAAACUGGUACAAUGGGUUAUCAAACAUAUAUAGUUAAUGAUGAAUCGCGUAUGGAAGAAAUAAUGGUUAUUGGACGACCAUUAUAUGAUGAUACAAAAGGUGUUAAAAUAAAUCCAUUAUUAAAAAAUCUUCCAACAAAUAAUCAAACAACAAAUUUUGUACCACAAUCAAUAACAUUAACACCAAAUUCACAACAACAAAAUGAUAAUCAACAACAACAACAACAACAACAAUAUAUUAAUACAUUAACUGAUUUAUUUCGUAAUGCACAAACUGUACCAAAUAUUCUUAAUAAUUCUACAACAAUUACAUUACCUCAAGAUAUACUUAAUCAAUUAAGUGCUGGUACACUUACAUUAACACAAACAUCUAAUGGAACUGAUGCUAUUGAGUCGGCAACAGCAUCAGCAGCUGCAAUACUUAGUCAAUUAAAUGAAAUGGUACAAGAACAACAACAACAACAACAACAACAACAAACUAAUCAAAAUACAAUGAAUUAUAUUUCUAAUGAAUUACUUUCUACAACUAAUUCAAAUAGAAUACAAAGUGAAAAGGCAACAACAGAUGCACUGUUACUUGCAGCAUUGUCUAAAACAAAUAAUACAAAUAAAUCUCAUGAAAUUCAUCAACCAUCAUUGACAACAAUUCAAUCGGAUAAUACAAAUUCAUCAUCAACGGCUACUACUACUGCUUUAUACGAUAGUAAGCAUGAACAAUUACAAUUAGCAAAUGCUGCUCUUCAGCAACAAGUAAUUGGUGAACAUUCUCAAUCAACAACAUCUACUGAUAAGCAUCAACAAGAAACAUCAGUAUCUACAGCAAUGAAUCAAUCGAUUGCAACAACUACCGAAGGAAAUCAGUUUGCAGAUGGAGAAAUGGGACCUGAAAUUCCAUUUGAAAUGGGUCAAUUUUUAUUAUAUAAAGGACAUUUUCUGAAUUUACUUCAUUUUCCAAUUUGGAAAGUACAUACAAAAACACUUUUACUUAAAUAUGAUACUGUACUUGCUGAUUCUGAAAUAGCAUGGGAAGCAACAGAUGAAGGAAUGUUUUAUACGAAUGUUUAUGAAGAUUAUGUUCCACUUAAAUGUGAACUUAAAGGUUUACAUAAUAAUCAAGAAGUUGUUCGUAUUAUCAAUGAAUCACAUCCAAUUAAACUUAAAAUUCAUGGUCAUAUGAGUUCAGUACGUAUUCAACAUGAUGUUUAUGCUCAAGUACUUGUUAAUCAUGUUUAUGAUGCUGAUGUAUUACCAAGAAUUAAAGCCAAUACUGAUGAAUAUGCAACAUAUAUUCGAUUGAUCGAUGAAAUUCUUGAACAACGUUAUAAUUAUGUUAUUCAAUCAAGACGUACAAUAGAAACAUUUCCUUGUGCAGUUGCUAAAUAUCCAUUACUUGAUAUUAUAGCUCAACCUCAACGACAAUUACAUUGUCAAGUUACAGAAGAUAAAUCACAAUCAGUUUCACAUACAUUACGUUUUCAUGGUAAUCAAUAUGAUGUUGAUACAUUAAAAGCAAGUGAAACACCAUUACAAAUAUUAGAAAUCUUUGUUUGUGAAAAUAUUGCUAUUUUAGCUCAAACAGCUCAUCAACUUAAACAUCAUGUUUAUCAUAUGUUUUGUCAUGCACAACAAAAAGUUGCUGAAUUACAAGCAUUAAAUCCAACAGCCGAUGCAACAGAAUUAAUUAGUGCUAUAUGUGGUGAUACAACAUGGUUACAAGAAUUAUUCGAUCGAUUUGAUUCGAUAAUGCAACAAGCUGAUACAUAUAUUUUUUCAAAUGUUGAUAUAGCUUGGUAG